Diaporthe citri is the source of this 1755-nucleotide messenger RNA. RefSeq lists its product as uncharacterized. Bases 1 to 1755 code for a protein of 584 amino acids. Gene Ontology annotation, cellular component: F-actin capping protein complex. Gene Ontology annotation, biological process: branched-chain amino acid catabolic process; barbed-end actin filament capping; response to nutrient. The record is from RefSeq and is a predicted model, not a curated record. The transcript has 5 exons. Gene Ontology annotation, molecular function: catalytic activity. Lineage: Eukaryota; Fungi; Ascomycota; Sordariomycetes; Diaporthales; Diaporthaceae.
AUGAGGGGCCAGUUGCCUCGACACUUGUUCAAGAGGGCUGCGACUGUGGCGGCUGCUCCCUCGCGAAGCUGCAAGCCUCCGUCCUGGAGCAAUCAGAGCCUCCCACAGAGGAGAUACUCGACACACCCUCCUAAUGCGAAGCUCAACCUACCAAUCGACUAUGCAACAACGCCUCUCCUGGCACACACGUCGCAGUCCGCCCUGAACAACCCAGAGCUGCCGCCCGAGAUUCGCGAGGGGACAACGAAGAAGAUGAAUCUGUUCCAGUCCAUAAACGACGCUCUGUCGAUAGCACUGGCCGAGGACGAGAGUGUGCUCUUAUUUGGUGAAGAUGUCGCGUUUGGCGGUGUAUUUCGCUGUUCAAUGAAGCUCGCCGAGACAUACGGAGGCGACCGCGUCUUCAACACCCCUUUAUCAGAGCAGGGCAUCAUGGGUUUCGCCAUCGGAUGUGCUGCCGAGGGCAUGAGGCCCAUCGCAGAGAUACAAUUUGCGGACUACGUCUUCCCGGCAUUCGAUCAGAUGGCGAAGGGGCUCCUGCUGGCAGCAAUCCGGAGCAACGACCCUUGCAUUUUCAUGGAGCCAAAAGUGCUGUACCGAGCAGCUGUUGAGCAAGUUCCCGUUGCGCCGUACGAGCUGCCGCUGUCCAAGGCCGAGGUCCUGAAAGAGGGCAAGGAUUUGACCAUCAUUUCGUAUGGCCAGCCGCUGUACAUUUGCCAAAAUGCGAUUAAACAGGCCGAGCAGGAUCUGGGCAUCAGCAUUGAGCUAGUCGACCUGCGGACUGUAUACCCCUGGGACAAGGAAACAGUCUUCAAGAGCGUCCAGAAGACAGGGAGGUGCAUGGUCGUACACGAGGCGAUGGUCAAUGCUGGCGUUGGCGCCGAGGUGGCGGCAGCCAUCCAGGAGGACCCGUCCACAUUCAUCCGGCUGGAGGCGCCUGUCGCACGCGUUGCUGGUUGGAGUACACCCACCCCAUUGGUCUUCGAGAGGUUCAACCUGCCAGAUGUUGCGAACAUCAAGGCCCUUACCGUCUCCGAGCCCAGCCUCGUGAAGGAGCUCGGGCCGGCCUUCCAGAAAUACAACGAGGAGCAGUUCACCACAGCCAAGCUGCCGGGAAGCAGUGACCCAGUCAUUGUCAGCUCGCACAACUCGCUGGGAGACGGCCGGUACUACGACGUCGAGAGCUCCACGAGCUUCGAGUUCGAUCAUGCUACGCAGAAGGCCAGCGGGGCCCAGAGCCAUUCCCUCGAGAGCGCGCACUCUGAUCUCGUCAAGUCGACCUUGAAAAGCCUGGGGACAUACGUCAAGGAGCACUUCCCUAACGCAUCUUACGGAGUGUACCCUAUCGAGAAUGACUCGAAGCUGGCCAUUAUCACCGUAGCCAGCAAAUACAGCCCCAACAACUUCUGGAACGGCCGGUGGCGAUCCCUCUACCUCUUCGACCCAUCUGACAGCUCUCUGGAGGGCUCGAUCAAGGUGGACGUCCACUACUACGAGGACGGAAACGUGCGCCUCUUGGCCAACAAGGCGGUCACGGCCUCUGUCUCGUCAGGAACCGGCAGUGGCAUCGCAAAGGAGAUCUCUACGGCGGAGAAGAAGUACCAGGAGGAGCUGAACAAGGGCUUCACGAGCCUGAGCGAGGGCGCGUUCAAGAGUCUCCGGAGACAGCUGCCGGUGACGAGACAGAAGAUCGAGUGGGACAAGGUCGCCAGCUACCGGUUAGGACAAGACAUUGGCGGCGGCAGCUCUAGGCGGUGA